Molecule: messenger RNA, 706 nt
Organism: Leptopilina boulardi
Lineage: Eukaryota; Metazoa; Arthropoda; Insecta; Hymenoptera; Figitidae
Exons: 4
Coding region: 140-622 (160 amino acids)
Source: RefSeq, a predicted model, not a curated record
UUCAUUAGUCAAUUACUAGAGUCUGUGAAUUAAUCGUUAACAAUAAGAAAAAUUUUAAGUGUCAAAAAGUGUUUUUUUUUUUUUUUUUUUUUUUUUUUUUUUUGUUUGUUAUUAUUAUUAUAUUAGCAAAUAAUUUAUCAUGAAAAAUUUGGGAUUACUUUUAUUUUCUGCCUUCUUCUUUGUCAGCUUAAAAUCAGGCAAUAGUUUUGGCUUUAUUCAUGAUUUGAUAUCAAAAACCAAUAAAGAUGUACAAGGUAUUACAAAAAAAGCUUAUAAAUUAGCUGAAGAUAUAGAAAAAAAUGAAACCUUAAAUGGACCUCAAAGCAAGCAACAGGAAAUUUUAAGAAUAGCCGAAUUAAUAGAGAAUGGAGAUGCUCCAGACGAUGUAAAAUCAAAUUCAAAAACAUUUUCUCACUCCAUGAAAAUCCGUGGUAAGCAAGUAACAGUAAAAUGUACAGUGUACUCAACUGGAAAUGAUAUAGAAGGUGCUAUGCAUAUUAUUAAAACUACUUAUGUUAAUUCGAAAAAGUCAGAGUACACAAUAAACACAACUUUAUGGAAUCCAAGGGUAAAGAAAAAUUAUUAUAUUGAAAAACAAAUCCCUUCCAAUAAUAAACGAUAGGAAUCGAUUGAAUAUACAAUAAUAAAUUAAAAUAUUUUUACAUCUAAUAAAACUGAUACAAUAAAAAAAAACAAACAAAUGAGU